ACUGGAAUGUGAUCCGGUCAACUUCUUGCUUGUUUCCGCAGUGAACCCUAAGAUUCCCAUCCGAAUCAUAGCCCGUAUGAUAUACUACUUACAGUGAUUGCAUCACUCUUAAGCGUUUUCACGCAGUGCCUUGGUAAAGCUGUCAGUUUGCCACAGCACAAAGAUUGAUUUUUAUGCAUUACCAGUCCCUUGUGACAGCUCUGAGCUUAGGGUCAGCAGCUCUAGCAUUACAUGGCCAGUUUCCGAUCAACAUCGCUGAAGAAAUUGGCGCUCGACCCUUGGAUAUCACCAACUCGAACCCUGGCCAUCUGAACAGUAUCAGCUCCAACAGUGAACAAUGGAGGUUUGACGAAUGUCCUCCCGAGAACGCGACAGGGAACUUGAUCUUCGACACUGUUCAUUCAUUACUACAGCACUGGCCAAAUACACGAUAUCGUAAUGGACACAACAUAGUACCAGGAGUGAUUCCAAUCGGUACUUUGCUCUACCAUGGCACUAAUGGCUCGCGUAUCAUACCCAGUGGGCCCGAGUGGACCGCUAUGAACCCGGAGCAUUCUAUUUACUUUUCUCGUGGAAAUGGCAGUGGCUGGCACCUCACGCUGGCAGCAACGCGACCUCUUAAAGUAUUGUACUUUGAUGGAAGCAGUGCUGCUAAGCUAUCCGAGGGUACGAUGGAUGUGCAGGACAUAAUAGCCUGGGGAGAACCACGACCCGAGCGAUCCUUUGAUGAAGGAGACCGGAUUAAUGCUCUUUGUGCAUGGGGAAAGGAGUUUGGAAUCGAUGGUUUCGUGAGUGAAGUCAUGUUGUGUGAUUUCACAGCCGGCGUCGAGGUAGUAUCUUUCGUACACAUCGCCUUACCGAGGGACGACCGAUCAUUCCCUCUCUCUACUUCAGUCGAUCCCAACACUUGUCAGUCUUCCACUUGUGGCUUAUGGCACAAUCGCUACCCAGGAGAUUCUCGCAUUGUGCUGGACCUGACUGGUCUUAUAUCAUUGUAUGAUACUGCACUGGCACCAUCCCUCAUUUCGGCUCGCGCGGGUUUUGGACGGCUUGACCAUCGGGUAUUUGGAAUAUCAUCAGAUGACAUAUCGCGGGUGAUGAGAAAGCUCAUCAAAGUUGUCACUCGACCACACCCAGUAGGCAGCGGCAUCGACUGGAAGACCCUUCUUCAUGUCAUCGUUGAUCGAUACGCGGAUCGACUCGAGUUGACGCGGUAUCUCCUCAAUGUUACCUUAUCAGACCCACAAGAACUCCUUGAGCGAGCGAAGCUCGUGCAAUUCCAGCUCCGUGUUAUGCUCACACCAUAUCUAUUACAUUCCACCGCCAUCCCAAACACAGGCACUUUAGGCAUAUAUUUAUCACAAUGGGCGUCUCCGAUUUUUAGUCUAUGUGUCACAACACACACUUCCCAGAUCACAAACCUCAAACCCUUAAUGACGUCUUCGGAACUCCUACUACUGAAAGCAGUUGAGGACACAACGAGGGAGAUCUGCCGUAUCACUAUAAAAAUGUGGGCUGUAGGUGUCAUGAGCGGCUUUGACACUCUUUUCCCCAUUGAACUGAAUGGCGAGCUUGAUGUCACCCAAAUAAUGAAUGACUGGAGACAAGACAUCGGGAAGCUGAUGUCUUGGUUAGAUUGGAGUGUAUGGAUCAAAUGUCGACCUGCCUGCGGUCCAGAGGAAAUGUGCUAUCUCUCUACUUGGCCCAUCAAUGCCCCAAGGCCAGAGCGUCCACUACUGUCUCCACGGAACUCACAAAACCUCACGAAUUUCCCGGAAACACAAUACGUCGCUGACCGAGUUACACAACCCAAAUACCCUACGAUGCCAGCAGAGGAUUGGGGCUUGCCCCAACCAAGAUGCAUCAGGCGCCUCCAGCCGUACGGGUUUUGAUUAAGAUGUGCCUUCACAUUGUUUGCACGGUUGCGAGUCAUGUACCUGGAUUAUGCUUUUUAGGGUUUGAUAGGGUUCUGGGAUCCCAGUGGAUGCUUGCGCGAUAGCACUGGCGUCCGGAUGGCGGGUGGGGCGGCAGGAGCAGCGACCCCACUGUUGUAAUACCUCCCCAAUACCAGCAAUUCACAACGAUAACCAUUGAUAGCUCAUCCAAUACUAUUAGAUCUGUGUCGAUACCAUUUUCUGGGCCAGAUAGAAUGAUUUUAAGCGCG
Molecule: messenger RNA, 2164 nt
Organism: Suillus subaureus
Lineage: Eukaryota; Fungi; Basidiomycota; Agaricomycetes; Boletales; Suillaceae
Exons: 6
Coding region: 174-1892 (572 amino acids)
Source: RefSeq, a predicted model, not a curated record